This is a messenger RNA of Carya illinoinensis, 1442 nucleotides long. Its product is annotated as probable protein S-acyltransferase 16. The transcript has a single exon. The coding region runs from base 1 to 855 and encodes 284 amino acids. The record is from RefSeq and is a predicted model, not a curated record. NCBI's taxonomy places the organism in Eukaryota, Viridiplantae, Streptophyta, Magnoliopsida, Fagales, Juglandaceae. Gene Ontology annotation, molecular function: palmitoyltransferase activity.
AUGAAGCAGGGCUUCAGCUUCUCUCUGCCAGUAACUGUCGUCGCUUUGUCCAUCUUCUACAUUUAUUUUUCAACGGUCUUCAUUUUCAUCGAACGUUGGUUUGGCCUCAUGUCCUCCCCUGGAAUCUUCAACACGGUCAUUUUCACGGCAAUCGCUCUCAUUUGCAUCUUUACCUAUGCAGUUUCUGUCUUCACGGAUCCGGGUCGGGUGCCCUCCACCUAUGCGCCCGACAUUGAAGAUGCGGAGAACCCUAUCCACGAGAUCAAGCGCAAGAGUGGGGAUUUGAGGUACUGCCAGAAGUGUUCUCACUAUAAGCCUCCCCGUGCGCAUCAUUGUCGUGUUUGCAGAAGAUGUGUUUUGCGAAUGGAUCACCAUUGCAUUUGGAUUAGUAAUUGCGUUGGGCAUGCUAACUAUAAGGCCUUCUUCAUUUUCGUAAUGUAUGCUGUUAUUGCAUGCCUCUAUUCCCUGGUCUUGCUUGUUGGUAGUCUAACUGUUGAUUAUCCAAAGGAUGAGCAGCAAAGUGGAGACUCUUUCAGAAUGGCAUAUGUCAUUUCUGGGCUGUUGCUAAUCCCAUUAUGUGUGGCACUAAGCAUCCUCUUAGGUUGGCAUAUCUACCUCAUUUUGCAUAACAAGACUACGAUUGAGUACCAUGAAGGAGUUAGAGCUAUGUGGCUAGCCGAAAAGGGAGGGAAUGUCUAUUCACACCCAUAUGAUCUUGGUGCCUAUGAAAACCUGACAAAAGUUCUGGGUUCAAAUGUCCUGAGCUGGGUAUGCCCCACAUCGAGACACAUUGGUUCUGGUCUUCGCUUCCAGACUGCCUAUGAUAAUUUAAGUGGUGCAUCAACAACUAUAUGAACGUGAACGCAGGUUCAUUUUGGCAUUUUCAUUUUUCACUGGUAAUAUCACAACUUCUUAUAGUUAACUGUGUAGGGAUGGAUGAGUACUGAUCUUGUGAUGGUGACUAGAGUGGUGGGUUUGCUUGUGAGUGUAUGUAGAUUAUUUGCUUGGAGUAGUUUAGGAAUGAGAGGACGGAUCAAUUUCUCACCCGCAAUCACCAGUCUUGGAGUUGAGAAAGCUCUUUGCUAGGUGGCUACAAGGAUUUGAAUAUGAUAUCCCUUGUUGAUAGAAAAGGCUGGAUGGGUCUUUGAAUGAUCAGGCGUAGGAAUUUUUUAUAUUAUUAUUUUUCCUUCCAUCCACACAACCAUCCCUCCCCUCCCUUUUACCCUUUCAUAUCCUUUUCUUUGUUCUUUGUAACCUUUUGGAUGGUGUAGAGUUUAAGAGACAGGGUUCUCAGAUGGUAAAAAUGUUUUGUAUAAAGAGUGGGAAUCCGAAUCCCGGUUUACUGAUUUAAGUCGCAGCCCUAUGAUUUAGUUCCAUGUAACUUGGAGAUGCAAUCAUUGUAACUUCAAAAGUGAGCAAAGUUGUGUUGUAGUUCAUAUCAA